UCUCUCAACUCUCAACUCCUAACUCUCAAGUCUCUUACCUCAUAAAUCCUUUGUUCUCAUAAUAAUUAUGGAUUAUGCUAUGUAUGAUCAACAAAGUAUUCAACAAUUUCUUCUUUACUUAGCAAAAGAUGAAACAAAUGAAUUAGUCUAUCAACCUACAAAUAAUAAUUGGCAACUGUUUACACCAUCACCACCACCACCUCCAGCUCCUGCUACAACCAGAUUUAUCCCAAAGGUGCCAUUUUUCGGUGGGAUGUUAACAGAGUCCUUUGAAGACGUCAAAGAUUUCAGCAGCAUUAUCACUACUCGUAUUCGAUCCAUUGCUGCUGCUGCUCGAAAAGCCAAGGUCCUGAGAUACAAAGAGAAGAAGAAAAGAAGAAACUUCAUGAAGAAAAUUAGGUAUCCAUCAAGGAAAGCAUAUGCCGAGAUAAGACCUAGAAUUAGAGGGCGGUUUAUUAAAGUUCCGACUCCGAAUCACCCCAUUGUUAAUCACACCGAACUUUCAAGUUGACGGUUGUACAUAUACCAAGACUUAGGAUGGUGUUAUUGUAAUGGUUGUGACAUAUAAACUUACUUUGCGUUGUGACAUGUA
This is a messenger RNA of Papaver somniferum (opium poppy), 592 nucleotides long. Its product is annotated as zinc finger protein CONSTANS-like. Bases 68 to 511 code for a protein of 147 amino acids. The record is from RefSeq and is a predicted model, not a curated record. The transcript is spliced from 2 exons. Gene Ontology annotation, molecular function: protein binding. Lineage: Eukaryota; Viridiplantae; Streptophyta; Magnoliopsida; Ranunculales; Papaveraceae. Gene Ontology annotation, cellular component: nucleus. Gene Ontology annotation, biological process: regulation of flower development.